UUUCGAUUCUAUCCCCAUCCCAAGACAAGGCCGGAGCGCACUCUCUUUACAACAAAACCACAUUCAACCUUUAGAAGUUUAGUCUUCGACAGCGUAACGAUGGCCCCCAAGAGCAAGAAGACCGGUGACACCAUCAACUCGCGCCUUGCGCUUGUUAUGAAGUCCGGAAAGGUCACCCUCGGCUACAAGUCCACCAUCAAGACCCUCCGCUCCGGCAAGGCCAAGCUGGUCAUCAUCGCUGCCAACACUCCCCCUCUCCGCAAGAGUGAGCUCGAGUACUACGCCAUGCUCGCCAAGACCCCCGUUCACCACUUCUCUGGUAACAACAUCGAGCUUGGUACUGCUUGCGGUAAGCUCUUCCGCACCAGCACCAUGACCAUCCUCGACGCUGGUGACUCCGACAUCCUCUCCAGCCAGUAGGUGCAAGGAUCAAGCCAAUGACUUUCCAUGUUAUGUCUGAAUGUGUUGAAUGUCGUCCAAGAUGCGACACUCGUUAUGACAUGCUUUAGAUAAUGACAAGAAAAGAAAAUCCUUUACA
Molecule: messenger RNA, 538 nt
Organism: Aspergillus japonicus CBS 114.51
Lineage: Eukaryota; Fungi; Ascomycota; Eurotiomycetes; Eurotiales; Aspergillaceae
Product: 60S ribosomal protein eL30
Exons: 4
Coding region: 100-420 (106 amino acids)
Cellular component (GO): cytosolic large ribosomal subunit
Molecular function (GO): RNA binding; structural constituent of ribosome
Source: RefSeq, a predicted model, not a curated record